Messenger RNA from Cladophialophora psammophila CBS 110553, 600 nucleotides. RefSeq lists its product as uncharacterized. NCBI's taxonomy places the organism in Eukaryota, Fungi, Ascomycota, Eurotiomycetes, Chaetothyriales, Herpotrichiellaceae. The transcript has a single exon. The coding region runs from base 1 to 600 and encodes 199 amino acids. The record is from RefSeq and is a predicted model, not a curated record.
AUGUUAGACACUGCUCGCAGUAUUUUCUCCGGGUUCUCUGACUAUGCCACAACACAUAAGACUUACGAGAACGCCUACCAUCAGGAACGGAAGACACGUAUGGAGUGUGCUCGAGCGUACGGCGAUCUCCAUGACCAACACAAUAGGGCGAUUAGCGAUCUCCACGGUAUGCACAAAAAAUACCAGUCGCUCCACGAACAACUUGAAACCACCCAAGAAGUCGUGCAGACCCUUGAGUCAGCCAUCCAAAAGCAACAACCAGUAGUCAAUGCCAAUGACGCUAUUAUCAGCCAGUCAGACUGGGAUAGGGUAGAAUGGGCACUAGAAAGGGAACGACUCGAAGCCAAGAUCGAAGAGCUUGAGAACGAGAAAUCUGGGAUGGAACGGGAACAUCAUAAUGCAUUAGCCAAUGCAGCGGACCAUAUCCGUGCGGUCGUGCAGAGAGCUGAUGAGCUCGAGAAGCUGCGUGAGACGUCUUCUGAGCAGGUUCAGGCAUUGGCCGCUGAGUCAAACAACAACGAUAAUCACGAGACCGCAGCUGCCUCUAAACCAACGGGACAAAAUAGCCGAUCUCGAAAGCGGAAGGCGGUCUUGAAAUAG